CCACGCCCCAUCCGCCGUCCCUCCCCACCCCCACACCCCUGCCCCCGCCGACCCAUGAUAACCCGCCGUGCGGCGGUGGUAGCCCUACGCGCCUCCCUGCGCCGCGCCUGCUCCUCCCACGCCGCCGACUCCGGCGACCUCCUGCCUGGCCUCGUCGACCGGCCCACGCCGCGUCCCGUGCCCCGCCUCUCCCUCCACGACCUCGCCUUUAUUAGCGACCCUGCCCCCGCGCCCCCCGCCGCCGCCCUCCCGCCGCCGGAGGCCGUCCUGAUCUCCAAGGCGGUGCGGGCCUACGGCGCCGACUUCGAAGGCAAGGCUGAGCGGUUCCUGCGACGGUACCGCGAGUUCCUUACCGAUUCCGUCGUGGUCGCGGUGCUCAGGGCGGUGCGCUCCCCGGAGCUCUGUGUGAGGUUCUUCCUCUGGGCCGAGCGGCAGGUGGGUUACAGCCACACUGGUGCCUGCUACGACGCGCUCGCCGAGGUCUUGGGUUUCGAAGACCGCGCCAGAACCGCUGAGAGGCUGCUUAGGGAGAUUGGGGAGGAUGAUCGUGAUGUGCUCGGCAGAUUGCUCAAUGUGCUGGUGCGGCGGUGCUGCCGCCAGGGCCUGUGGGGCGAGGCUCUGGAGGAGCUUGGGAGGCUGAAGGACUUUGGGUACAGGCCGUCGGCGGUCACCUACAAUGCACUGGUGCAGGUGCUCGCGAGCGCCCGGCAGGUGGAAAUGGGGUUCCGGGUGCAGAAGGAGAUGUCGGCAUCAGGGUUCUGCAUGGACAGGUCCACAGUGGGAUCCUUUGCGCAGGCGCUGUGCAAGGAGGGGCGUUGGGGCGAUGCACUUGACAUGUUAGAGAAGGAGGAUUUUAAGCUUGACACGGUGUUGUGCACCCAGAUGAUCAGUGGACUGAUGGAGGCCUCCCUUUUCAAUGAGGCCAUGUCAUUUCUUCAUAGGAUGCGGUGCAACUCGUAUAUCCCGAAUGUGGUAACGUAUAGGACGCUGCUCUCAGGAUUUCUGAAAAAGAAGCAACUUGGCUGGUGCAAGAGAAUCAUUAACAUGAUGAUGACGGAGGGUUGCAACCCAAAUCCUUCAUUGUUCAAUUCACUUGUGCAUACUUACUGCAAUGCUGAGGAUUAUGCAUAUGCAUAUAAACUGUUUAAUAGGAUGAAUAACUGUGGUUGUCCUCCUGGUUAUGUUGUAUACAACAUAUUCAUUGGAAGCAUUUGUGGUCGAGAAGAAUUGCCAAAUCUUGAGUUGUUGGAUUUGGCAGAGAAAGUUUACGAGGAGAUGCUGGUUGCUAGUUGUGUUCUCAAUAAGGUUAACACUGCCAAUUUUGCUCGGUGCCUUUGUGGUGUGGGAAAAUUUGAGAAGGCAUUUCAGAUAAUGAAGGAGAUGAUGAGGAAAGGCUUUGUUCCUGAUGCAAGCACGUACACUAAGGUGAUUACUUUUCUGUGCCAGGCUAACAGGGUAGACAAGGCCUUCCUUUUAUUUCAAGAGAUGAAGAAGGUAGGUGUUAAUCCGGAUGUGUACACAUACACAAUUUUGAUCGAUAGCUUUUGUAAGGCUGGUCUCAUUGAACAAGCCCAGGUCUGGUUUGAUGAGAUGAGAAGUGCUGGCUGCUCACCAAAUGUAGUGACAUAUACUGCAUUGCUUCAUGCUUACCUGAAAUCUAAGCAGCUCUGUCAGGCUAAUAUCAUCUUCCACAGAAUGGUUGAUGAUUCCUGCUAUCCAAAUGCUGUUACAUAUAGUGCACUAAUUGAUGGCCUCUGUAAGGCGGGCGAAAUCCAAAAGGCUUGCGAAGUCUAUGCCAAAUUAAUAGGGACUUCUGACAGUAAAGAAUCUGAUUUCUACUUUGAAGGCAAGGACACAGACACCAUUUCUCCAAAUGUUGUCACCUAUGGUGCACUCGUAGAUGGUUUGUGCAAAGCUCAAAAGGUGGCUGAUGCUCAUGAGUUGCUAGAUGCUAUGCUAUCAUCUGGCUGUGAGCCCAACCAGAUUGUUUAUGAUGCUCUGAUUGAUGGUUUUUGCAAAGUUGGAGAAAUCGAUAGUGCUCAGGAGGUAUUUCUGCGGAUGACUAAGUGUGGUUACUUGCCUAGUGUGCAUACAUACACGUCCUUGAUUGACCGGAUGUUCGAGGAUGGGAGACGUGAUCUUGCAAUGAAAGUUUUGUCUCAAAUGCUAAAGGAUUCAUGUAAUCCUAACGUCGUCACUUACACAGCUAUGGUUGAUGGGCUCUGUAAAACAGGUGAAACUGAAAAAGCCCUAAACCUGCUGUCAUUGAUGGAAAAGAAGGGAUGCAGUCCAAAUGUUGUAACUUACACUGCCCUAAUAGACGGACUAGGGAAAGCUGGUAAAGUUGAUGCAGGUCUUAAGCUUUUUAUGCAAAUGAAGACAAAAGGAUGUGCUCCCAACUAUGUUACAUACAGAAUACUGAUAAACCAUUGCUGUGCUGCUGGUCUUUUGGACGAUGCCCAUUUACUGCUUGAUGAGAUGAAGCAGACCCACUGGCCAAAGUAUCUGCAAGGAUACCACAGCACAGUUCAGGGUUUCAGCAAGAAGUUUCUCGCUUCUCUUGGUUUGUUGGAGGAGAUGGAAUCACAUGACACAGCACCGAUAGCUCCUGUUUAUGGGAUGCUCAUUGAUAGUUUCUCCAAGGCUGGUAGACUGGAGACAGCCUUGGAGUUGCACAAAGAGAUGAUGGAAGUCUCGUCAUCCCUAAAUAUGGCCAGCACGGACAUGCACACCUCAUUAAUCCAGGCACUUUGUUUAUCAUCUCAAGUUGAAGAAGCAAUUGCAUUAUAUAGUGAAAUGACCAGGAAAGGCAUUGUACCAGAUUUAAGUGCCUUUGUUUGUCUUGUAAAGGGACUAAUUGAAAUGAACAAGUGGAAUGAAGCUCUUCAGUUGUGUUAUGGCAUAUGCCAGGAGGGUGUGAACUGGCAGGGUAACAAAUUCUGUGAUGGAGGGUAGAGCUGUGGUACCUUACUGUACAUUAUAACUCCAAAUUUCUCCCCUAAGAAGUCGCAUCUCUAUGUCUCAUGCUUUGCUCCAAGAUGUGGUGUGAUCCAGUCACCCUGAGACAGAAAUGUGCAACUCAUGGAUGACUGAAGUAAAACAGCAACCAGGACUUGGAGUAGCACUGCACUACAAAGAGAUAAGAUUGAUUCUUAAGCUACAUGUAUGGGUGCUGCUGCUGCUGCUGAUCAUCAUGAUGAUUGAAGAAAACCUUCAGUACACUGCAUGCAGUCAAAUUGCACUCACGUAAGCACAACCUUUUGAAGAGUCAGCAGAACUUUAUUUGUCAAUAGCGGCAGCUAAUUUAGGUCGUUACCUGCUUAACUGUGACAUCACACGAUGCAAAUUCCAUCCCAUUUUGAUGAGGGAUGGCUGGUUCAUCUUCAGAUGGACAAAGAAAUUUCACUGGCUAUCAGGAUUAGUCUUUGUAUAUAAGAUGGUGAUGGCUACAGAAGUCUUGCUGGUGGUGAAGAUAGCAUGAAAGUUGCAUAACCCUUCUUUAUUCAUCAUUUCAGUGAUAUACCAUAUGGAACAAUACAAUUGCUUUGAUAUGAUUUACUCCCUCCGUCCCAUAAUGUAAGACGUUUUUUGACACUGCACUAGUGUCAAAAGACGUCUUAUAUUAUGGGAAGGAGGUAGUACUUGAGUAUCCUUCUAGCUCCUUCAUGUUCUGCUUUAGUGGUAUAGCAACAGAGAUGCUCUGUGAUCGCAUGAACAUAAUCAAAUAUCUUUCACCCUUUUGUUACCGGGGAAAUUUUAGUGUGUAUUGCUUUGAUGUUUUGAUAUGACUUAAAUGUGAAUACACAGUGGCUUCCAUCAUAGUGGAACAUUUCAUCCA
Aegilops tauschii subsp. strangulata is the source of this 3838-nucleotide messenger RNA. RefSeq lists its product as uncharacterized. Gene Ontology annotation, molecular function: protein binding. The record is from RefSeq and is a predicted model, not a curated record. Lineage: Eukaryota; Viridiplantae; Streptophyta; Magnoliopsida; Poales; Poaceae.